Blepharisma stoltei is the source of this 768-nucleotide messenger RNA. The record is from the annotation of a GenBank genome assembly. Lineage: Eukaryota; Ciliophora; Heterotrichea; Heterotrichida; Blepharismidae.
AUGAAAGCUUCCAAAUUUUCCACCUUUGAUCCGAAGAUUUUAUCAGCCAGUCCAAAAAUUCUUAAAAAGCGCCUAUUAAAAAACAAAAAUAUAAAACCUCUUAAAAAAUCCCAAGAUAAACAGCUCCAAUUAGAAGUUAAUAAUUUCCAAACAAAAAUUAUACCAAUUGACACAGGAAUCUCCACUUUUAUACACGGCAACUGAAAUAUCCGAGGACAUAAACUAAAAGCAAUUUAUACAAGUGAAAGAAAAACUCAUACUCCUCAUUUGUCAGGACUUUUCUUAAAUUUUACUAGACCUGUAACCUCAAGUGCCUUGCCAGGCUCAAAACUAAAACAUAGACGAUUUACGUCUGCAGAAGUUACAGGUUCUUCAAAUAUAAAGCCUUCUAAUCUAGCAAGGCCAAUUACCUCUUUUACAUCAUCAAAACAAAGCGAAGAUAAUACAAGCACAAAAAUUAUACAUCAAAGCCGGCCAACAACUCCGAUAAAGUCUAAACCAAAUGAAAUUGCAGAAGAAUUUAGCAUACAAUCUCCUUUCGUUUAUAAAAUGAAUUCUCCCAAGUUAAAAAUCACGAAGAGAAAUGGGAGAACUUAUACUCCGUAUUCUCAUGCUCAGAUGACAUCGAAUACUCCUUUACAAAUGACAACAAAAACACCAACAGAUUUAGAACCAAGACGAAAGUCUUUAGGCUUGCAAGUUGAUGAUCUUGGAUAUUGGGAAUUCCCAGAAGAAGCUUCGAAUGCUAAUUUUAUUAAUUUAUUAUAA